Messenger RNA from Aspergillus alliaceus, 1599 nucleotides. RefSeq lists its product as uncharacterized. NCBI's taxonomy places the organism in Eukaryota, Fungi, Ascomycota, Eurotiomycetes, Eurotiales, Aspergillaceae. The record is from RefSeq and is a predicted model, not a curated record. The coding region runs from base 1 to 1599 and encodes 532 amino acids. The transcript is spliced from 2 exons.
AUGGCAUAUGUGGCAUUUCGACAAAUCGGUUUAUUUAUAACGGCAUGCAUAAACGGUCUCAAGCCGCUACUAUCACCAUUGAUUGGAACGCAGCAGCAAUCCAGCUGUUCAGACAAUACUAUUAUAUACCAAAUCUCUAGAAAUGACGAAGCUUUUAGGGACCACGUCAAAUACUUUGCAUUCGAAUUCGAUAAUGUGUUGGACCCAGAUCUGAUACAGAGCUCUCUGAAGAGGCUUCUUGAAAUCGAUCAUUGGCGCAAGAUCGGUGGCCGGAUAAAGUUGAAUGGAAAUGGUCGAAUCACGCUACAUGUGCCGAAGCAUUUCGACUCGCAGAACCCAGCAUUUACCUUCCAUCAUGAAAAGUUCGACAUGGCGGUUUCUGAGCACAUUAUUGCUGCGAAGUUUCCCCCAAUCAAGCAAACCCAACAAUCAAUAGUUUAUCCAAACGACGAUUUUCUAGCGACUUUCGCGCGGACAAAGCAGGCACCUAAGAGUAUUCAUGAGUUCGUCAAAUCUGGGAGUCCGGUACUAAGUGUACUGGUUUCAUCCUUUACGGACGCCACAAUUGUUGGGCUUUGCUGGCCACAUAUCCUCAUGGACGGUCUCGGAUAUAGCGAGUUCUUACACAACUGGUCGCUCGUUUUAGCUGGUGAAGAGGACAAAGUCACUAAGCCGAUCGAUAUCAACUGUGACCCAAUGUGGGAGAUGGCUGAUCCAGCACGUUUCGAUAUCGAGGAGGACUGGGCUUUUGGUCGGCAUCAGCUCCAAGGAGUCGAUCUUCUCUGGUUCCAACUACGGUAUUUAUGGAACGCCAUCUUUAGUUCACCGCCUGAAAGGCGCCUAAUUAUGAUCUCAAAUGAUGCUUUUCAUCGACUUGUGGACAAUACAAGGCUAGAGCUGAAGAAAUGGGCCGAAGAGCAAGGCGAAUCAAAACCACCUUUUAUUAGCGACGGUGAUAUCUUGACUGGCUGGAUAAUGAAAGCUGCGAACAAGCAUAAGACAUCGCGCUCAUCACGACCUACAAUCCUCGGUCAAGCGUUCAAUCUCCGACCAUACUUACGAGAGGAUGUCAUUAAUCCCCCCGAAGCCGUACAAGAAGACGUUAAUCGCAAAGGAGUCUACAUCUCAAACAUGGUCUCCGCAGUCUAUACACUCCUACCGCGAGGAUUUUUACAAGAUGAACCGGUCUUUCGAAUUGCCCUUGAACAGCGAAAGGCAGUACAGCAACAAACAACGGAGAAUCAAGUGUUGGGCUUAUUACGACACCACCGAGAGACCUUUCAACGGACUGGCAAAUACCAACCAAUUUUCGGCACGCACGACAGCGACCUGUAUUUUGUGACAAAUGCGAUCAAGCUUCAGCUUCAGCAUGUGAUUGAUCUCUCGCCAGCAAUAGUCAAGGAUUCGGCAGAAGGAGAUAAUAAGGGUAUAACUCGCAGCAACCUUACUUCUUAUGUGUCUGGGUUUCAAAAGCCCAAUGCUGUGUUUCCUGGUAUUAUUAUACUGAAAGGAAAAGACCAAUUCGGGAACAUUUGGCUGAACCCUACGUUACGUCGAGAUUGCUGGAGGGGUGUAGAAGAAGAGGUCCAGAGACUGUGA